AUGGCAAAAAGAGCAGCCGCUGAUGAGUUAGCCUCGACGACAAAAAUCUUCACCAGUCUAGCUUUAUGGAAUCCGUUGACUGGUGCCUGCUACAAGUUGCCGCCUCACCCCAAAGGUUAUGAUCCCCAUAGCGGUCUCAUUGGUUUCUAUUCCGACUCCUCCAAUGACUAUAAGCUUGUACAUAUGGUUUUCUGGGGUGCCGUCGCGGCUUAUAUCUAUUCCCAAAGAUUGAAUUCGUGGAGAAAGAUUGAAUUUGUCAUUGGCGAGUGUUACUUUGACCAAUGGUCGCAGGCUACCUUCUGCGACCAUAGUCUUUACUUUUGGGUAAGACACUAUGAGCACGAUCAUGAAUACAUUAUUUGUUUUGAUGUGAACACGGAGGACUUCAGGAUAAUACAAUUUCCACCUCUUCCAAGUGGUGCGACCCGUCUUCAUUCAAGUUUAGUGGUUAUCGACGGAUGCAUUCACUUGUGUGUAGCCUAUAACAUUCGUAAAGAUUACAUAUGGUUCAAAAGGGGAAACAUGUGGAAGUUGAUGCCUGGUGAUUCGUGGGUGGAGGUGGCCUAUUUCCCAGGCGCUCCAGAUGAUGAUGAUGAUUUAUCGUUGGACAUCCCCAACGUAUGCAUCACUAGGAAUGCCCGAGAUAGCUGGCUUGCGAUUAUGGACGGUAACAACAACUCAUUUGAAAUAAUGAACAUGGAGGAUUUCACAUUAAAAGAGCAUUCGUGUUCUUCAUCUUCGUUAGUUACAUAUAGGCGAGUCAUAUAUGAGGAGACCCUUGUGUCCCCCAAGCCUCAUGAUCAAAGUGUGGAUGAAUCAAAGGUUUAG
Erigeron canadensis is the source of this 828-nucleotide messenger RNA. Its product is annotated as F-box protein CPR1-like. The record is from RefSeq and is a predicted model, not a curated record. The transcript is spliced from 2 exons. NCBI's taxonomy places the organism in Eukaryota, Viridiplantae, Streptophyta, Magnoliopsida, Asterales, Asteraceae. Bases 1 to 828 code for a protein of 275 amino acids.